AUGUCGGCACUCAACAACCUUGGAUACUCGUCAGACGAGGACGAGCCUAUUGCUGUUGAUAACCCAUUCGGUCUCUCAAAUGAGCCUGCUGCAAAGAAAAUACGCGUCGAUGAGCCCGUGACGGAGCAGAAAACGGUACACUCUGCUGCUCCUCAUGUCCUUUCAGAGGAUCCUCUUAACCAAACAUCACUCAUUACCCGACCCACCGAUACCCAAAUGAACGUCAAUAUUCCCUACCAAGACAUGAUUCUGCCCGUUCAAGGCCCUGUAAACCCCUUCGCCGACCCCAAUCGUUUCCAGAAUCAGAAUGCGCUUGCGGGCCACGUCGAAGAGCAAGCUAUGUCCCAUCAUGCAUUUAAAACGCAGCAGCAAACCUACGCGAUGCUCGGAUAUGCUGCGAAUCCGUCGGUAGACCCAAACGCACCUGCGAUCGUGGGGUCUAUCGAAAACGCAAAAGCUAAUGGGUUUGCCACCAUCGACGCUAUUCGCUCAACUAGGUCGGAGCGCAAGGAGCUGAAACGCAAACGGAAGGCCAAGGGCGACCUGGAAGUUGUUGACGGUGACGGCGCUUAUGUUGGGCCCUGGGGUGAGUGGGAGGGUGAGGGCAUUCAACACGAGUUCCUUGCGGGUGUAGAGGAGGAUGCAGACGAGCCGUCGGAAGGAGAAGCAGAGCCAGAAGUCCCGAUUAAAAAGGGCAAACCAAAACGCGCCACUGGUGUUGGCCAGGAGUAUUCAGUUUUCCACGGCAAGUCUAUGACGGACUACCAGGGACGAACAUAUAUGUCUCCACCCGUUGCGGAAGCGCCAAAUAUUCUUCAAGAAGCUGGUUCCCAAGAUUGCUUCAUUCCCAAAGUUUGCAUUCACACUUGGACCGGUCAUACCCAAGGUGUUUCUGUCUUGCGGUUACUACCAGAAACCGGGCAUCUUCUGCUUAGCGGAUCUAUGGACACUAAAAUCAAGCUCUGGGAUGUCUAUACGCACGGAAAUUGCUUGCGUACCUUCCAUGGUCAUACAAAAUACGUCAAGGACGUCUGUUUCUCGAACGAUGGCCGGCAGUUUUUAUCUUGCGGCUAUGACCGACAAAUGAAGCUUUGGGACACGGAAACGGGGCAAUGUCUGAAGAGGUUCAGUAACGGGAAGAUCCCGCAUGUCAUUCGUUUCCAUCCCGAUCAAGACAAACAGCACAUCUUCCUCGCUGGUAUGUCAGACAAGAAAAUCAUUCAGUAUGACAUGAAUUCUGGCGACAUCAUCCAAGAAUAUGACCAACAUCUUGGACCUGUUAAUACCAUCACUUUCGUUGACGAAAACCGACGGUUCGUAACCACAUCGGACGACAAAACGCUACGGGCCUGGGACUACGACAUUCCUGUAGUCAUCAAAUACAUCGCUGAGCCUCACAUGCAUUCGAUGCCUGCUGUCAGCCUACAUCCUUCCAAGAAGUAUCUCGCUGCCCAAUCGCUCGACAACCAGAUCCUGAUUUAUGGAACGGACAACUUCCGCCAAAAUCGCAAGAAACGAUUUGCGGGGCAUUCUGUUGCUGGCUACGCUUGCCAAGUUGGGUUUUCGCCAGACGGCAAGUGGAUCAGCAGUGGUGAUGGCGAGGGCAAUGUAGUUUUCUGGGACUGGAAGACAGGUCGCAUCAAGUCACGAUUAAAAGCACAUUCCAAAGUGGUCAUCGCUCACGAAUGGUUACCACACGAAACGUCUAAAGUUGUUACCGGUUCGUGGGACGGACUAAUCAAGCUUUGGGACUGA
Molecule: messenger RNA, 1755 nt
Organism: Mycena indigotica
Lineage: Eukaryota; Fungi; Basidiomycota; Agaricomycetes; Agaricales; Mycenaceae
Product: Pre-mRNA splicing factor
Exons: 7
Coding region: 1-1755 (584 amino acids)
Biological process (GO): mRNA splicing, via spliceosome
Cellular component (GO): catalytic step 2 spliceosome
Molecular function (GO): mRNA binding; protein binding
Source: RefSeq, a predicted model, not a curated record